CAGUUUCAAUACAAUGGCUGACGACGCUGCUGAGAUUGCGCCUGAGCCUUCAAAGCUCGGCACUCGCGAAUACUGGGACCAAGUGUACGAGCGCGAAGUGGGCAACUUUGACGAGCGCGGCGAUGUUGGCGAGGUCUGGUUUGGCAUGGACGCCGUCGAGAGCGUCGUCGACUGGAUCCAGGACGACGCGCGCUUGCCAAAGCACCUCUCUGUCGUCGACAUUGGCUGCGGCAACGGUGUAUCACUCGUCGAGCUGGCUCGCGUCGGAUUCAAGUCGCUGCUGGGAAUCGACUACUCGGAGCCUGCAAUCGAGUUGGCGCGCAAAGUCGCGGCCGCUGACGAGCUGGAUAUUGAUUAUCAGGUGUUUGAUUUCAUCAACGAUGAUGUAUCCGCACUCCAGAACGACAAAAACCGCUUCCCGUUCGACCUGUGCAUUGACAAGGGCACGUACGACGCUAUUAGUCUGGCGCAAAACAGCGCGAGCGCGCGUGCUGCCUACGUGCGACAAGUCCAUGCACUGUGCUCGCAAGCAGUAAAGCCGCGUCCGCCCAGCGAUGACGAUGACGAGAACGCAGACGAGGAAGAGGAAGACGACGAUGACGACCGGAGACGCAAGCUGUCGCCGCGCACCACUGGGCUUUUCAUCAUCACGUCCUGCAACUGGACCAACGACGAGCUGAAGGCUGCGUUUGCCUCCCAUUUUACGACCUAUGCUGUCAUCAAGUACCGAGUGUUUGAGUUUGGAGGCAAGAAGGGCUCGAGCAUCAGCACGGUCAUUUUUGCUCCAAAGCCGCCAAGCGAGUUGUAACCAAGCUCUGCUCUUUCCCCUCCCCCCCCCUGUGCUUACUUGCGAGAUGCUUUUGGAGCUUGAAACAAUACAGCAUUUUUGUGCCA
Molecule: messenger RNA, 894 nt
Organism: Capsaspora owczarzaki ATCC 30864
Lineage: Eukaryota; Filasterea; Ministeriida; Capsasporidae
Exons: 4
Coding region: 14-808 (264 amino acids)
Biological process (GO): peptidyl-lysine monomethylation; peptidyl-lysine dimethylation
Cellular component (GO): cytoplasm
Molecular function (GO): protein-lysine N-methyltransferase activity
Source: RefSeq, a predicted model, not a curated record